Messenger RNA from Rosa chinensis, 1008 nucleotides. RefSeq lists its product as uncharacterized. The record is from RefSeq and is a predicted model, not a curated record. Lineage: Eukaryota; Viridiplantae; Streptophyta; Magnoliopsida; Rosales; Rosaceae. The coding region runs from base 1 to 1008 and encodes 335 amino acids. The transcript has a single exon.
AUGGAUAGGUCAUGGAUGCAUGCUGAUAGGAGGUCUUAUGAAUAUAAGUUAGGGGUGGCAAAGUUUUGUGAGUUUGCUUUGGGAAAUGCUAGAGACCCUAACCGUAUUUGUUGUCCUUGCACAAAGUGUGGAAAUGUAAAAGAUUUUUCUGCACAAGUGAUAAAGGAUCACUUGUUUGUAAAUGGGAUUGACACAGAUUAUGUGAAAUGGACAGAACAUGGGGAGGUUGUAGUGGAGUCGGGAUCAUAUACGGAUAGUGAAAGUGUUGAAUUAGAGGCAAUUGAAUCUGACUCUGUGCAGGGUAACAUGAGGGCAGAUUAUGAAGUAGAAUUAGAUAGUGAUGUGGAGUUGGAAGGUGAUGAAGAUGAGGAGCUUUCCAGUGAGUGUAAUGAAUUUAAGAAGUUUGUUGACGAUGCCAACAAACCCUUAUACCCUGGUUGCAAUAGGCACACCAAGAUGAAUGUGCUUGUGAGGCUUUACAACUUGAAAGCCAAGCAUGGUAUGAGUGAUUCGGCUUACUCGGAUUGGUUGAUUGCCUUUGCAAAGUAUCUUCCUGAAGGAAACGAGAUACCUGCCUCUGUGUAUGAGGCAAAGAAGAGUUUGAGUGCAUUAGGAAUGGAUUACACCAAAAUACAUGCUUGCCCUAAUGACUGUAUUCUGUAUAGAAAACAGUAUGUCGAUGACACUAUUUGUCCUACAUGUGGUACUUCUAGGUGGAAAAUAUGCAAAAACAAGAAAGAAAGAGAGGGAGUACCUGCAAAAGUCUUGUGGUACUUCCCUCCUAUUCCUAGGUUCAAAAGAAUGUUUCAAUCAAUUGAAACAUCAAAGAGUUUAACCUGGCAUGCCACUGACAGAAACAAGGAUAGCUUAAUUCGCCAUCCUGCAGAUUCAGCAUCUUGGAAGUUAGUGGAUGAAAAAUGGCCAGAUUUUGGUAAUGAACCACGAAACCUACAACUUGCAUUGUCAUCAGAUGGGUUCAAUCCCCAUAGUACCUUAAGUAGCAAGUAG